CAGCACCUGACGAACUACAUUGCAGAAUAUUGCCUCGGACGGUUAUGGAAGGUGUCCAAGAAUAGUGUAGUAUCCAUCCCAGAGAUAACUACUUAUAUACAUAAUUCAUUUCCCUUAGACACCCAGAACAUUAUCUUUCCCAACAGAUACUCCCACAAUGAUCAACGAGCAGAAACCAGUAGUCGGAUGGAUUGGUUUGGGGGCUAUGGGUAGCGGCAUGGCUGCUAGUCUUGUUUCCCAAGGAUACAAAGUACAAGCGUUUGAUGUCUACCCGCCCUCCCUCAAGCGAGUGGCAGAACAAGGGGCCAUCCCAAGCUCCUCUCCUCGGGAUGCUGCCGAAGGGGUUCAAGUCCUUUGUUUGAUGGUGGUCAACGCCCAGCAAGUGGAAGAGACUCUGUUUGGCAAAGAUGGAGGCGUUGCGGAGAUAUUGAAAAAUGGCGCCUCUAUCAUUGUCUUCUCUACUGUACCCCCUUCCUUCUUGGUUGAGGUCGCCAGGAGGUUGGAUAAGCUGGGCAAGAACAUCGGGCUCGUCGAUUCCCCAGUAUCGGGAGGUUCGACUCGUGCUGCCCAGGGACAGCUCGCCAUCAUGUCAUCAGGCACUCCCUCCUCCAUUGCUACAGCUCGUACUGUCCUCGAUUCCCUUACUCUUCCUCCCCAAGGUGGUCUUACUCUGGUUGGAGACAGAGUGGGCAUUGCCAGCGAUUUCAAAAUGAUUAAUCAGGUAUUUUGCGCGGUUAGUAUUGCGGCACAGGGGGAGGCCUUGGGUCUUGCGAAGGCUUUGGGACUAAAUGUCAGGACGGUAUAUGAGAUAGUCAAGCAGACAACAGGAGACAGCUUCAUGUUUGGCCACCGAGCUCCUUGGUCUAUCCGUCCUGACCCCAUUCCCAAGUCGGCGAUGACCAUCAUCAACAAAGACAUCGCCAUCGUGAUGGGUGAAGCUAGACGGGAUCACUUUCCUGCGCCUUUAAGUGCCGCCGCUGAACAGCUAUACACUGCUGCACUGGCUGUGGGGCUCGAGAAGGAAGAGGACGGCUUGGUGUCAAAGUUUUGGGAGAAGCUAGGCGGAGAGCCGAUUGCCGAGCAAGGGACCGAGGAAGAAGAGAUUGAAAAGGCCAGAGAGCUUGUGAUCAAGCCCGGCAAGAAAGUUCAGAAGGUCCUGUUGGCCACCAAAAAUAUCGACAGCCGAAUAUCUUACCUGAAAGAGACCCUGAAAAAAGCCGGAGUGGAAGUUGUCGAGCAGGGGAAGGAGGUUGAUGCGGUAAUUGUCUCUGCUGGAAGUGCUGCUGCUGUGGAAGAGCUUUUAUUGCACAUCUCGUCCGCGGGCCUUUCUGUAAAUACUCCUGUCAUCAUCAUCAGCAACGUCUUGCCCUCCUCCCGACUCUCUCAACUUGCCAUUGAGAUCAAGCCUCUUCAACUGAUCGAUGCGCCUACAGCUGGAGGCAGCAAAGAGGCCAAGGGGGGAUCUCUUACCGUUUUUGCUUCCGGAGAAGCGGAUGCCCUUUCAGCUUCUCAUUCUAUUCUUUCUGCCCUUUCUAUCCAGGGCGGCGACUCAACCAAGUUGCACUUCAUCGCAGGGGGCGUGGGUUCUGCCACGAAAGUAAAGGCCGUGAAUUCAUUACUAGAAGCUAUCCACUUGGCGGUGACUGGUGAAGGGUUUGCGUUUGCCAAGCAUAAGGGAAUGGACAUUGAAAAGGUAUUCAAGGUCUUAUCUGGGGGAGCGGCGAGGUCUUUCAUCAUGGGUGACCGUUUCCCUAGAAUAAUCAAGAAAAGCAGUCAGGAUGCGCCUGAAAAUACAGUCUCAACCUUGUGGAAUGACCUCUCAAUCACUCUUGCAGAGGCUAAGCAACACAAGUGCCCCUUUUUCUUGACCCAGGCCGCUAUGCAGCAGCUGGAGAGGCUUCACAGUAGCGGGUACGCCGACGCAGACGACAGUAGUAUCAUCAAGCUUUGGGAAGAGACUGGGGUGAAAAUCUAACGGAAUAAAGGGUGGUUUUGAUGCCAGGAUGAGGUAGACAGGUCAGAAGAAGUUUUUAAAUGCAAAAAUGGUUCACUAUCGG
This is a messenger RNA of Cryptococcus deneoformans JEC21, 2057 nucleotides long. RefSeq lists its product as hypothetical. NCBI's taxonomy places the organism in Eukaryota, Fungi, Basidiomycota, Tremellomycetes, Tremellales, Cryptococcaceae. Bases 158 to 1975 code for a protein of 605 amino acids. The transcript has 6 exons. The record is from RefSeq and is a predicted model, not a curated record. Gene Ontology annotation, molecular function: NAD binding; NADP binding; oxidoreductase activity.